CUGUCGCUAAACUUUCCCCGCGCCCGCCCGCCUGGGAUUGCGUUUCUGAGCGGAGUGUCUGGGGGACCCGGGGCCAGGCUGGCUGCGGACUUCGGCCCUCUCGGCGGGAUCCCCAGAGAGUUCUUCCCCUGGGAUCGGAGCCUGACCGUCCCUCCCCAGCCCUAUCAGGCGAGGAGCCGCAGUGCCUGCCUGAAGCAGUUUGUCUCUGGACGGAUUUCUUUAAGAGAAAAAGAAACCAACAGGUUGUCAGCCCCAUCGUCACGCGAGGCGCCCGGGAGGGGGCAGCCCCGCACUGCUCGGCCUGCGAGGGCCCCUCUAGGGGCACGGGAGGCCGGGGCCGGGCGGGGGCGAUGGCGCGGCCCGACCCGUGCGCGCCGCCCUCGCUGCUGCUGCUGUUCCUGGCACAGCUGGUGGGCCGGGCGGCGGCCGCGUCCAAGGCCCCGGUGUGCCAGGAAAUCACGGUUCCCAUGUGCCGUGGCAUCGGCUACAACCUGACGCACAUGCCCAACCAGUUCAACCACGACACGCAGGACGAGGCGGGCCUGGAGGUGCACCAGUUCUGGCCGCUGGUUGAGAUCCACUGCUCACCAGACCUGCGCUUCUUCCUGUGCUCCAUGUACACGCCCAUCUGUCUGCCGGACUACCACAAGCCGCUGCCGCCCUGCCGCUCGGUGUGCGAGCGCGCCAAGGCCGGAUGCUCGCCGCUCAUGCGCCAGUACGGCUUUGCCUGGCCCGAGCGCAUGAGCUGCGACCGCCUCCCGGUGCUGGGGCGCGACGCUGAGGUCCUGUGCAUGGAUUACAACCGCAGCGAGGCCACCACGGCGCCCCCCAGGUCCAUAGCGCCCAAGCCCACCGUCCCCGGCCCGGCGGGGGCGCCCUCCUCCGGGGGCGAGUGCAGCGCGGGGGGCCCUGCCCUGUGCACGUGCCGCGAGCCUUUCGUGCCCAUCCUGAAGGAGUCGCACCCGCUCUACAACAAGGUGCGGACAGGCCAGGUGCCCAACUGCGCCGUGCCCUGCUACCAGCCAUCCUUCAGCCCGGACGAGCGCACGUUCGCCACGUUCUGGAUCGGCCUGUGGUCAGUGCUGUGCUUUAUCUCCACCGCCACCACUGUGGCCACCUUCCUCAUUGACAUGGAGCGCUUCCGCUACCCCGAGCGCCCCAUCAUCUUCCUGUCCGCCUGCUACCUGUGCGUGUCGCUGGGAUUCUUGGUGCGCCUGGUUGUGGGUCAUGCCAGCGUCGCCUGCAGCCGUGAGCACAGCCACAUCCACUACGAGACCACAGGCCCCGCACUGUGCACCGUCGUCUUCCUGCUCGUCUACUUCUUCGGCAUGGCCAGCUCCAUCUGGUGGGUCAUUCUGUCGCUCACCUGGUUCCUGGCUGCGGGCAUGAAGUGGGGCAACGAGGCCAUCGCAGGCUACGCGCAGUACUUCCACCUAGCCGCGUGGCUCAUCCCCAGCAUCAAGUCCAUCACGGCGCUGGCGCUGAGCUCCGUGGACGGAGACCCCGUGGCUGGCAUCUGCUACGUGGGCAACCAGAACCUGAACUCACUGCGCGGCUUCGUCCUGGGCCCGCUGGUGCUCUACCUGCUGGUGGGCACGCUCUUCCUCCUGGCGGGCUUCGUGUCACUCUUCCGCAUUCGCAGUGUCAUCAAGCAGGGUGGUACCAAGACGGACAAACUAGAGAAGCUCAUGAUCCGCAUUGGCAUCUUCACGCUGCUCUAUACAGUGCCUGCCAGCAUCGUGGUCAUCUGCUACCUGUACGAGCAGCACUACCGCGAGAGCUGGGAGGCGGCACUCACCUGCUCAUGCCCUGGCCGCGACACCAGCCAGCCGCGCGCCAAGCCUGAGUACUGGGUGCUCAUGCUCAAGUACUUCAUGUGCCUCGUGGUGGGUAUCACAUCAGGCGUCUGGAUCUGGUCCGGCAAGACAGUGGAGUCGUGGCGCCGCUUCACCAGCCGCUGCUGCUGCCGUCCGAGGCGUGCGCACAAGAGCGGCGGCGCCGUGGCCGUGGGGGACUACGAGGCGAGCGCGACUCUCACGGGCAGGACCGGGCCAUCGGGCCCCACCGCUGCCUACCACAAGCAGGUGUCCUUGUCCCACGUAUAGGAGGCCCUGUAUAGGAGGCUCUGGCCGGGGAGCCUUCCUGGGAACCGAGGGGGAGCGGCUGGCUAGGUAGCUUUUCGAAGGUCACUUCUGUUUACCUUCGUGGUGCUGAUGCACCCUCCCCGCGUAGCUUGGGGCCUUCUCCAAGGAUUUCGGGUCUAGGAGUGGCUCAGCUCACGCGUGUUGUUUUGCGUUUCUUACUGCUUUCUUUACAGGAACCCUCUUAAUUUAUAUGUAUUUUUCUUAAUUUUUAACUGUUGCAUUUUGGCAACACAAUUUACCUUUGCUUGCAGGGGGUAGGGGUUACAAUCCUAAAGUUGGCAUUGUAAUGAGUUCCCACGUGGUUCAGAUUUCUUUGAACUGUGUGGUCUAAAAUGAGAAAAUAUACCUGUGACUUUUUUUUAAAUGUGAACAGUGAAAAUUUGGGUUGCUGUGACUGGGAAGGUAUGGAGUAUCUUUUUCUUCCACUGCUUACAGUGUCCAAGGUGCUUUGAAGCCAGCUGCUUCUUCCUGUGUUUAUCCCCAGACCUCUUGGGAGGCAGAGCCUAAUGUGGUCAGGACCUCCCCAAAGUGACAGGGGUAGGGAGCGCCUAAGGAUUUCGCCUACAUCCUUAACUUUGCCUAGGGAGCUUGUGUUAGAAUUUUGAGGAAAGUAAACCCAUUCCCUUCUUAAAGUACUUAGGGAUCAUCCGUAAAGGGGGCUCCCUUUUGAGCUGAAGGACUAAAACGGAUAUGCUUCCAGUAAUUAAAGUACAUUUCCAAUGCUUCUCUUAUCUGCUCCCCCCCCCCACACACCUCCUUUAUCAUGUUAAACAGCCUUUUUGCUUUUCUUAUUCCUCCUCUCCUGGAGAGCUGUGAUUAGAAACCACACCCACCCCCAGCGCUUAGACUGGGGAAGGGCGCUAGCUACCUGUGAAUAGACUGUGGCUGCUCUGAGAGAAAACAAGUGUGUGACCCUGGACUCCGCUGGUUUGGAGCCAGAUGUCCCCAGAGCAGCAAGACCGAACUCUGCAAUCUGAAAACAACUGAAACCCAUAACAUCCCUGAGUAAGCUCUCAGAUAUGAAUCAGUUAAUGUUGCUGUGAGAGGAAAGCUCUUUCCUCCCCUGCUUUUUUGUUCCUUUUCCUCCUCUUCUGAGAAAGCCCAUGUAUUGCUGAGUGCGCGCGCACGCACACACACUGCUUUCCUCAUCUGUUUAACAUUCCUUCCUGCAUGUAUGAAAGCUUAUACACUGAUGAAUAUACACACAUGCACACAGGUUUCUUUGCCAUUAGAAAGUUCUGUUUGCUUUUCUAAUCUGUUUAAAGGUUCACUGAUGAAGAGUGAGGCCAUGGCUGGGGGAGGGUGACAGUGCAUCAAACACCAGAGACUGGGACCGCAUGGGGACUGAAUUGAAGGAGCUAAAAUGGCCAAAGUCAUUGCUAGGCAAAUAACCGGAAUCUUGGCACUUGAGCUUCAUUUGCAUCAAAGUUGGAAAAGUUAAAUUUCAGCCUCGACUAAUAUUACUGCAUGGGUGUUGAGUAGAUAAACGGGAAUUUAAAUACUUAGCUGGUGAGGAGAAUCUUAGUAGUUUGAAGGCCUUUCAAGGGCUGUCCACAUUUCUUAAAAAACAGCUCAUCCUCUGACCAAAAUUAAAGCUUCAGUGGAUUUCACAAAACCCAGCAGCCAUAGCUGCAGAGCUUUGUGCGUAUCUUAUCCUUCUGUGUAUCUGGAAGCCUCUUCCUAGAACCUAGCAAUAGACUCCCAGGCCCCAGCUCCUCUCCUAUUCCCGAUCACCUUGACCUGUUGUCUCCCUUAGUCUUCCUUCCCUUUGGUCAUUGUGCCUGACAUGGGCUGGCCCCACUUCCUGCUUUUUCUUUACUUUAAAAUGAGAUGGUGAGCUAGGUAAUGCUUUGGGGGGGUCCAGUUUCAGAGGCACCUUUUCAUGUCAUUUCUCUCCUCACCUCUACUUUCCUUCUUUUCUCAUUCCCUAAAAGACAGAUCCAGCCCACCUGCUUCCCUCGAGUCUUACUAAUAGCCACCUUGACCCUACCAGGGAGAGAAGUUGCAUUUAUUUAUAACCACUCCCCGCUUUCGGUCACAUACUUUCCUCCACUCUGCAUUUUUGUUGUGAAGACAAAUCAGACUCAUAAAAAACAACUAAAAAAUGAAAGGCUGUGGGGGAGUUCAGCUACUUCUUCCUAGGCAGCCUCACGAAGUUGAAGAGGACUCAGGGUCCACUUUUGUCUCAGAUGUCUUUUCCAGGCUGCCCUGUGGCUGUUCAGUUUGAAGCACUGCCUCCUUAGGUCAGGGGGUGAAUAUUCUAAAGAUUUUCACAAGGAAUAAUGGCACCUCCAGGACUCAGGUGGCCACAUUGUAAGAAGUCCUUAAAAUGUAUAUUAUUUCCCUCCUCACAUUUUGAAGAUGUCUGAAUUGGCUGGAAAUCAUUUUUCUUGGUGCCUUACUGGUUAUUCUGUCAGAUUUUCACGUGACCACCGCCAGUGGCCAUGGCCUGUGAGUAUGUGUUGUGCGUAAUUGUGUGCAUGUGCAAGCUGAAAUAAUGUGCCGACAGCACUGUUUCAAAGUUGGUAUUCAUUAGGCUGUCCCCUCCUGGGCCAGGGCCGCACUAAUCUUGACACAGGCUGCCAGGAGAAAACCUCACGGAUCACACACGGCACCUUCAUAGCGGCAUCCGUGACCUGCACUCUCCAGUACAGAAUGGGAACCCCAGAGCUAGGAAGCGCAGUUGUAUAUUUUAAUGAACUGCUACCCCUGCUAAGAAGCUUCUUUCACUUUUGUGUGCUACAGAAAGACCAAGGGGGAAAGGAGGGAGAAAGCUUUGAAUAACUGCUUUCUAACACCGAAUGUGGCAAACGGACGGAGCACAUCACAAAUCUAGGCAGGUGUGAGGUACGGCAGCUAAGAAUGGCCUGCUCCCUCUGUGUGCCCUUUCUUGUCUCCAAAGGCCAAUCAAGUGAUCCUGGGGAAGGGAGACGCCUGGGUUGGGGAGGAUGGUUCCGCAAGAAAAAGCUGCCAAGACAUUAAAGAAGGGUGAAAGUAGGCAGGAUGUAAGUAACCAACCUGACUCAAAACUCAGAAGCUUCUAGCAGCUUGAUGACAAUGACAGGAUUUCUUUCAGCCAGGAUAAUGUGUGUCUGUGGUACAUCAUUUAUAACAAUAUUACUUCAUAUUGUUACAAACUAUGUAUAAUGUGUAUGUUUCACUGGUGUAUAUAUACAUAAUAUAUAUUAUAUAUAUGAGAUAUUUAGUGACUUUUGAUACGGGUUUGGUGCAGGUGAAUCUAUUACUGAGCCAGAUGAGGCACAUACAGAGUCAGUAGCUGGAGUCCAGGGCAUUCGAUACUUUUUAUGGUUUCAUGUAUGUACAGUGCCUAUCCCACCCAGCACAGUCACGGGCAACUCUGCCAAAACUUGCAAGCCAGCAAUAUUUUAUUUGUAGACAAUCAACUCGAAUCUAUAAAUUAUUCCUGGCAAAUGAUUAUAAUUCUGAAUCCAUAAUGCUAAUGAAACCCAGAGCAUCUUGAUAAGGUUUUAUUUUCUUUUGUUCCGUUCCUGGAAGUCAGUAGCACAACGAUCAUCUGUGGUUAUGUUGGUCUCAAGAUACUUGUCGACCUUACUAGUUCAGAGAAAUUUUAUAUGUAUUAUAUUUGUGGGAAGGUAAAAUAAUGGUUUGAGAUUUUUAUCAAAUAUGGAGAUUAGUUAUUUAUGAAAAACAAAGAAAUGUCUAUUUUUGUUUCUUUGUUCCCAAUUAAUGUAGAUAACUUUUAAAAAUGCAUUAAAGCAAUGGUAAAGAAAAUUAAAAGGUGCUGUAGAAAUUUUUUCUCCUUGUUUUUAGUGGAGAGACACUGCUUUCUAAGAUUACCUGAAGAGAUGUGGAUUCUAACUUUGUCAGAUUUCUCAGAUGUAGUUAAAUAUAAACAGCAAAUUUUUUAUUAAUAAGUUAAAUCGGGCUAAUCCCAAUCACCAGAAGCAGAACUAAUUAAAUCAUGUUUUACUUGACUAUA
Heterocephalus glaber (naked mole-rat) is the source of this 6105-nucleotide messenger RNA. RefSeq names its product frizzled class receptor 5 (gene Fzd5). Lineage: Eukaryota; Metazoa; Chordata; Mammalia; Rodentia; Bathyergidae. Gene Ontology annotation, biological process: canonical Wnt signaling pathway; non-canonical Wnt signaling pathway. Gene Ontology annotation, cellular component: plasma membrane. Gene Ontology annotation, molecular function: Wnt-protein binding; Wnt receptor activity. The record is from RefSeq and is a predicted model, not a curated record.